Molecule: messenger RNA, 2856 nt
Organism: Meriones unguiculatus (Mongolian gerbil)
Lineage: Eukaryota; Metazoa; Chordata; Mammalia; Rodentia; Muridae
Gene: Golt1b
Product: golgi transport 1B
Exons: 6
Coding region: 132-518 (128 amino acids)
Biological process (GO): endoplasmic reticulum to Golgi vesicle-mediated transport; retrograde transport, endosome to Golgi
Cellular component (GO): membrane; endoplasmic reticulum
Source: RefSeq, a predicted model, not a curated record
CGGCGGCGGCGGCUGCGUGUUUCCGGAAGACGUGGCGGCUCGGGCCCGGGCGGCGUCCCCGUGGCUGUUCUCCGGACUAGACUUGGUAGCGUGAGCCCCGAGGCUCCGCGGUCCUCGCCGCCGCCGCCGCCAUGAUCUCCCUCACGGAUACGCAGAAAAUCGGCAUGGGCUUAACAGGAUUUGGAGUGUUUUUCCUGUUCUUUGGAAUGAUUCUCUUUUUUGACAAAGCACUGCUGGCUAUUGGAAAUGUUCUGUUUGUGGCUGGCUUGGCUUUUGUAAUUGGUCUAGAAAGAACAUUCAGAUUCUUCUUCCAGAAGCAUAAAGUGAAAGCCACUGGAUUUUUCCUGGGUGGUGUGUUCGUGGUCCUUAUUGGUUGGCCUUUGAUAGGCAUGAUCUUCGAAAUUUAUGGAUUCUUUCUCUUGUUCAGGGGCUUCUUUCCCGUGGUCGUCGGCUUUAUCAGAAGAGUGCCUGUCCUUGGAUCCCUCCUAAAUCUACCUGGAAUCAGAUCAACCACAUAGGCCCAGAAGAGAUCCACAGGAAUGUUUGUAGAUAAAGUUGGAGAAAGCAACAAUAUGGUAUAACAGCAGGGGACUGAAGACUUUCAAAUAUUGUAUUAUUUAUAAACCCUUUUGAAGAAUAUUCAGCACAAAGUUAAAUUUCACGAACUAGCUUAUAAAGUUCUUUACAGAAGUUUAAAACGUAUGCCCUCCAAAGUCCCGACAGUUACGGAAGAAGCAGUGACAGCAGACUUGUGACCAGGCGGUCUGAGCGGUCCGCACACGGAGAGGAUGGAGCCUGUUCCGACGCUUAGUGACUUGAGAAGGCUGUUUCUUAGUCUUGCUGCAACAUGUGAAACAGCCAUUUGUAGAGAACCAUGGUGUCUGUUACUUUUUUUUUUUUUUUAGAAGAUUCAGGAACACAAAUACGCAUUUUGAUUUUUUUUUAUAAUGUCCAUUAUGAAGGCCCAGAUAUUUCUAGGUGUACUGGGUUUCUGAUAAUGAAUUGGAUUGGAUUAUGUCGUCUCCAUGUAUAAGCCCAAGGAAAGUCCAGUUUCAUGUGUGAAUCACUUUUUUUUGUAAACAUGGAUAAAAUAAAACUUUUGUGGUCCUUUUGAAUCUUAAUAUUUUGGAGCCAGAUAAGAUAUCUGAACUAGAUAUUCUUUUUCGGAAUACGCAGAGGUCAUUCUGAGCUGUUACUUCCUCAGUCAUAGCUGACCAAGUGCUUUCUUGACUCUACAAUAGUCUGGAUGCGCAGAGCUCUUGAGUGUGGCCUGGGUGUGUCUAUACCACCUGCCACACACAGAAGUCAAGCACGGAACGUUCUGACCAUGGAUAGUCUGCCACAGAGAGUGCUGGAACCAGUUUUAGGAUCCUCAGUGAGGCACACCAGAUGAACUCUCCCAUGCUAUGAUGUAGUUUGGUUUUUUUUCUUGUUAUGUUCUUAGAAAAUGUCACAGUUUCCCACCUUGUUUUCCUAACUUACGGCAAUGUUGAAGGUGUGUAACAUGUCAAAGGCUUGAUUCUCUGACUGAGAAGGGCUGUCUAAUCUUUAAUUUUCCUCUUAUUUUUAGCUUUAUUGUAAAAAACCAGCAUGCACCACAUCUGCUCCCCCCACUGUUCUCCACCUUGAGUUAGGAGAAAAGAUGCCACCCUUGACAUGCAGAAGCUAUUUCAUUAUACUAGCCUGGCCAUGGUUAUCCAUAAAUGUGACCCUGGGGGACUUAUCUUUCCCUUCUGUUGCUGAUUUGCCAACAGGAACAGUAAUGCCUUCUUUCCUUGCACGAGGUGUUAGCUUCUCCGUUGGACAAGGGAGCACUUCAUCGGACACAGUACUAUUUAUCUUAACCACUAAUGAUUGCACUAUUUAUUUUUAACAGUCUCAAAGCUUUUUAAUGCAGAAAAUCAUAAUUGAAAUUAUAUGUAUUUACAAACCAUUUCUACAAAGACAUUACAAUGUUUAUUGUUUUUAGUUAAAUCUCUCGGUGCCAGGAGAAUCCCCAGCCUUGCCAGUCUGCAGAAGGAAGGACUGGUUUGUAGAUGGUUCAUUCUUGUGAAUUACUGUCAUGUUUGGUACUUGCAUCUGACUGUAUGGUGUAACCUGUGAAAACUCGACAAAUGGAGAAUCCUACCUCAGUAGCUCAUGGGAUAAUAAAAGACCUGGCGUUGUGUCUGAUGUUCCUCAAACAGUCACACCUCCGUGGAAUGUCAGUGCUAUGCUUUGAGAACUUGUAUAAGGUUCCCUGUAGAUUUUUUCAUAGGCUUAGGCCCAUACGAUUGACGGUGGCUAGGUGUUAGAGCACAAGUCUGCCAUUCAACUUCUUUAUAGACAUGACCCUAGCAAAGUGUUUUUGCACUGCAGCAAACAUCCCCUUUCAGCGGUUUGACUUCAGAAAACACCAGACCUGAGAAGACAUGAAAGGCUUAUAGUCCUUACUAAGGCAGAGGGCUGGGCAGCUUUCAGUUUGGGGUGAGUCUGCAGUGGGCCUGGAGACUGCUUAGCAACACUGCGUUUCUCAAUCAGAACUGUGAAGAGGCUCUGACUUUAAACCAGCCAGACUCCUGGGGGCCCUAUUCUUGAGGGUUCCCUCGCCCCACCCCCUUCUAAAGUCAGCCUUCUGAUUUUUGUGACAAAAUUAUUACCCUCAGAUGGAGGACAAGGUCCAUUAUUCAGCCUUAAGUGUUUCUGUCAUGUCCUAAUGUGUCCUGUAACAGAAACAUGCUUGCAAUGUUUUCUUUUCCCUCAUAAUUCUCUGGAAUUCAGCUGCUUUAAAAGUCUCAUGGUCAAAUUAUAUACUCUAACAAUGGCAUAUUGUAAAUACACUUGUCUUACCUCAAUAAAAGGGUACUUUUCUAUUCA